Messenger RNA from Molossus molossus (Pallas's mastiff bat), 4211 nucleotides. RefSeq names its product pleckstrin homology like domain family B member 1 (gene PHLDB1). Gene Ontology annotation, cellular component: basal cortex. Gene Ontology annotation, biological process: regulation of microtubule cytoskeleton organization. The transcript is spliced from 21 exons. Gene Ontology annotation, molecular function: protein binding. Bases 1 to 4083 code for a protein of 1360 amino acids. NCBI's taxonomy places the organism in Eukaryota, Metazoa, Chordata, Mammalia, Chiroptera, Molossidae. The record is from RefSeq and is a predicted model, not a curated record.
AUGGACACGCGCAGCAGGAACCUGGCAGGCCCUGGGUGCAAGCCCCACGCAGUGGUGCAGCAAGGACCUCUGGACCUGAUCGAGACCGGCAAAGGGCUCAAGGUGCAGACAGACAAGCCCCACCUGGUGAGCCUGGGAAGUGGGCGACUGAGCACGGCUAUCACCCUUCUGCCGCUGGAGGAGGGGAGGACUGUGAUUGGCUCUGCGGCCAAGGACAUCGCGCUGCAGGGCCCCGGCCUGGCUCCGGAGCACUGCUACAUCGAGAACCUGCGGGGCACCCUCACCCUCUACCCCUGCGGCAAUGCCUGCGCUGUGGACGGGCUCCCUGUCCGGCGGCCCACCCGGCUCACUCAGGGCUGCAUGUUGUGCCUGGGUCAGUCCACCUUCCUCCGCUUUAAUCACCCGGCUGAAGCCAAGUGGAUGAAAAGCAUGAUUCCGGCAGGGGGCCGGGCCCCGGGGCCCCCCUACAGUCCGAGCCCAGAAUCAGAAAGUCUGGUGAACGGGAACCACACCCCACAGCCUGCGGCCCAGGGACCCUCGGCCUACGCCAGCCACAGUUCCCUGGUGAGCUCUAUCGAGAAGGACUUGCAGGAGAUCAUGGACUCCCUGGUGCUAGAGGAGCCCGGUGCGGCUGUUAGGAAGCCGGCCGCCGCCUCCCCCCUGUCGCCCGUGGCUAACGGGGGUCGGUACCUGCUGUCCCCCCCCACCAGCCCCGGUGCCAUGUCCGUGGGCUCCAGCUACGAGAACACCUCUCCCGCCUUCUCUCCGCUCUCCUCGCCAGCCAGCAGCGGGAGCUGUGCCAGCCACUCACCUAGCGGCCAGGAGCCGGCACCUUCUGUACCGCCCCUGGUGCCCGCUCGUUCCUCCAGUUACCAUCUGGCCCUGCAGCCCCCACAGCCCCGGCCUGCUGGUGCCCGUGCCUCCGAGAGCCCCCGGCUGGGCAGGAAGUCGGGGCACGAGAGGCCGCCCAGCCCCGGCCUCCGGGGCCUGCUGACGGACAGCCCGGCACCUACGGUGCUGGCAGAGGCCGGCAGAACCGCUGACAGCCCCUGGCUGGGCGGGCAGCUGCCUGUGGUGGCCAUCAGCCUGAGUGAAUACCCAGCCUCCAGUGCCCACGGCCAACCCCCCAGCAUUCCUGGCAGCCCCAAGUUCCAGCAGCCUCCGGUCCCCGCUCCCCGAAACAAGAUCGGCACACUUCAGGACCGCCCUCCCAGCCCGUUCCGGGAGCUGACCCCCGGCCCCUCACGCCAGCUGGUGGGCCGAACAUUUUCAGACGGGCCGGCCGGCCGCACGCUGCAGCCUUCGGAGAGCCCCCGCCCGAGCCGGCGGGGCCUGGACAGCAUGCGGGAACUGCCUCCUCUGAGCCCGUCUCUGUCCAGACGGGCUCUGUCCCCCAUGCCCUCCCGGACCACCCCGGACCCCAAGCUAACCAGGGACGUGGCAGAGAGCCCCCGGCCCCGGCGCUGGGCAGCCCACGGGGCUUCCCCAGAGGACUUCUCCUUGACCCUGGGGACUCGAGGCCGGAGGACGCGGAGCCCCUCGCCCACACUCGGGGAGUCCCUCGCACCCCGCAAGGGCAGCUUCAGCGGCAGGCUGAGUCCAGCCUACAGUCUGGGCUCUUUGACUGGGGCCCUGCCCCGACAGAGCCCCCGGGCCCAGAGGAAGCUCUCCAGCGGGGACUUGCAAGUGCCUGUCCCCCGAGAGCGGAAAAACAGCAUCACGGAGAUCAGCGACAACGAGGACGACCUCCUGGAGUACCACCGGCGGCAGCACCAAGAGCGGCUGCGGGAGCAGGAGAUGGAGAGGCUGGAACGGCAGCGCCUGGAGACCAUCCUGAACCUGUGUGCGGAGUACAGCCGGGCAGACGGGGGCCCGGAGGCCGGGGAGCUGCCCAGCAUCGGGGAGGCCGCUGCCGCGCUGGCAGGCCGCAGGCCCUCACGAGGCCUUUCGGGCGCCAUCGGGGCCCCUGGGCGGAGCAGCCAGGAGCCUGGAGGCGCCCCCCAGCGCCUGUGGGAGAGUGUGGACCGCUCGGACGAGGAGAAUCUCAAGGAGGAGUGCAGCAGCACGGAGAGCACCCAGCAGGAGCACGAAGAUGCACCUGGCGCCAAGCUGCAGGGAGAGGUGCUGGCCCUGGAGGAGGAGCGGGCUCAGGUGCUGGGGCGUGUGGAGCAGCUCAAGGUGCGUGUGAAGGAGCUGGAGCAGCAGCUGCAGGAGUCAGCCCGAGAGGCUGAGAUGGAGCGGGCGCUGCUGCAGGGCGAGAGGGAGGCAGAGCAGGCCCUGCUGCAGAAGGAGCAGAAGGCAGCCGAGCAGCUGCAGGAGAAACUGGUGACCUUGGAGACGGGCAUCCAAAAGGAGAGGGACAAGGAGGCAGAGGCCCUGGAGACAGAGACAAGGCUCUUUGAGGACCUGGAGUUCCAGCAGCUGGAGCAGCAGAGCCGCGUGGAGGAGGAGCGCGAGCUGGCCAGCCAGGGGCUGCUCCUGAGCCAGGCGGAGCUGCUCCGCAGCAUCAGCAAGAGGAAGGAGCGCCUGGUGGUCCUGGACAGUCAGGCGGGGCAGAUUCGGGCCCAGGCCGUGCAGGAGUCAGAGCGCCUGGCCCGAGACAAGAACUCCUCCCUGCAGCUGCUGCAGAAGGAGAAGGAGAAACUGACUGUGCUGGAGAGAAGAUACCACUCACUCACGGGGGGCAGGCCGUUCCCAAAGACCACGUCGACUCUCAAAGAGAUGGAGAAGCUGCUGUCCCCCGCAGCAGACUUAGAGCAGUGGUACCAGGAGCUGAUGGCCGGGCUGGGGACGGGCCCCACUGCAGCCUCCCCUCGCUCCUCCCCCCCGCCUCUGCCCACCAAAGCUUUUCGUCAGCUGCAGGUGUACCGCUCCAAGAUGGAUGGGGAAGCCACCAGCCCUCUUCCCCGCACCUGCAGCGGCCCCCUUCCCUCUUCCUCGGGCUCCUCCUCCUCCUCCUCCCAGCUCAGUGUGGCUACCUUGGGCCGUAGCCCUUCCCCGAAGAGCGCCCUGCUCGCCCAGAACGGCACCAGCAGCCUCCCUCGCAACCUGGCAGCCACGCUGCAGGACAUCGAGAGCAAACGCCAGCUGGCCCUGCAGCAGAAGGGGCAGCAGGUGAUUGAGGAGCAGCGGCGGAGACUGGCCGAGCUGAAGCAGAAAGCAGCCGCCGAGGCUCAGUGCCAGUGGGACGCCCUGCACUGGGCCUCGCCCUUCCUGGCAGGCCCCGCGGGCUUCCCCCUGCUGGUGCACCACUCCAUCCUGCACCACCUGCCGGCGGGGGCGGGGCGGGAGCGCGGGGACGAGGCGGAGCACGCCUACGACACCCUGAGCCUGGAGAGCUCCGACAGCAUGGAGACCAGCAUCUCCGCCGGGGGGCACUCGGCCUGCUCCCCCGACAUGUCCAGCGCCGGCGGCCUGGACGUGGGGAAGAUCGAGGAGAUGGAGAAGAUGCUGAAGGAGGCCCACGCGGAGAAGAGCCGGCUGAUGGAGUCGAGGGAGGUCGAGCUCCGGCGCCAAGCCCUGGAGGAGGAGCGGCGCAGGCGGGAGCAGGUGGAGCGGAGGCUGCAGAGCGAGAGCGCCAGGAGGCAGCAGCUGGUGGAGAAGGAGGUCAAGAUGCGGGAGAAGCAGUUCUCCCAGGCACGACCCUUGACCCGAUACCUGCCCAUCCGGAAGGAGGACUUCGACCUGAAGACACACAUCGAGUCAUCGGGCCACGGGGUCGACACCUGCCUCCACGUGGUGCUCAGCAGCAAGGUCUGCCGCGGCUACUUGGUCAAGAUGGGCGGCAAGAUUAAGUCUUGGAGGAAGCGCUGGUUCGUCUUCGACCGGCUCAAGCGCACCCUUUCCUAUUACGUGGACAAGCACGAGACGAAGUUGAAGGGGGUGAUCUACUUCCAGGCCAUCGAGGAGGUGUACUACGACCACCUGCGCAGUGCGGCCAAGAGCCCGAACCCGGCGCUCACCUUCUGCGUGAAGACCCAUGACCGGCUGUACUACAUGGUGGCCCCGUCUGCGGAGGCCAUGCGUAUCUGGAUGGACGUCAUCGUCACCGGCGCUGAGGGCUACACGCAGUUCAUGAACUGACCGCCGCGGGCCUCCCGGACCCUCAGGCUGGCCCCGGCACCCAUGCCUGGCCACCUGCUGCUCUGCUCACCGGAGAGGGGCCCACCCUGGGCCCCAGGCCUCCCCGGGGGGCUUUUGUAUAAGGACUU